AUGUCUGUCGACGAUGCACCAGAGGAUGAGGGACAGGGCACUCCUCGGCAGACGUACAACUUUGCGCCAGGCUAUCACGGCGUCGUCUACCGCGCCGACGUCCCGGAUCGUGGAGCGGGGCAUCCUCACGAGCACAAGAGUGACGAGCGGGAUGAGACGGCCACGGACGGCACAUCGGGCCAGCCCGGAGAGGAGGACAAAGUCAAGUACAAGAUGCAGUCGAUGCAAUGGGGUCUCAUCCCGUUCUGGACGAAGCGCGACCCCGGCUACUCCACGCUUUCCAAGACGAUCAACUGCCGCGAUGACUCCCUCAGCACAUCUGGCGGCAUGUGGUCGACCAUGAAGGCGGGCAAAAGGUGCAUUGUCGUCGCCCAGGGGUUCUACGAGUGGCUCAAGAAUGGCAAGGAGAAGAUACCGCAUUUUGUCAAGCGCAAGGACGGCCAGCUCAUGUGUUUCGCUGGCCUAUGGGACUGCGUCAAGUAUGAGGAUUCCGACGACAAGCGAUACACGUACACCAUCAUCACGACGGACUCCAACAAGCAACUCAAGUUCCUCCACGACAGAAUGCCGGUCAUUCUCAACCCUGGCUCCAAACAGAUCAAGACCUGGCUGGAUCCCAAGCGGCACGAAUGGUCAAAGGAGCUGCAGAGCCUCUUGAAGCCAUUCGACGGUGAACUCGAAUGCUACCCCGUCAGCAAAGAGGUUGGAAAAGUCGGCAACAACUCGCCGUCCUUCAUCAUACCCGUUGCGAGCAAGGAGAACAAGUCCAACAUUGCCAAUUUCUUCGCCAACGCAUCCGCCAAGCAGAAGCCCAAAGAGGCCACGAUCGAACCCACGGUCGAGACAGAAGUCAAGACGGAGCAGUUGCAAGAGGAGAAUCAGCAGCCGGUGCCAGACAUGGUCGCCAAGGCGGCCGAAGCCGCAGAUAGCCAAGCCAAGGCAGGGAUUAAGCGGGAGGCCCCCGAUGCCGACGCGGACGAGGAGCCACCACAGAAGAUGGCAUCAAGAGCUCCGCCUGCCAAGACGAGGCAGAGCAAGAUUUGCGCAACGAGUAACGGAAGCAGGAGUCCCGUCAAGCCGAAGGAUGGGACCCAAAAGAUUACAAAGUUCUUUGCCAACAGUGCAUAA
Colletotrichum spaethianum is the source of this 1128-nucleotide messenger RNA. RefSeq names its product putative peptide chain release factor 1, mitochondrial. The transcript is spliced from 2 exons. NCBI's taxonomy places the organism in Eukaryota, Fungi, Ascomycota, Sordariomycetes, Glomerellales, Glomerellaceae. Bases 1 to 1128 code for a protein of 375 amino acids. Gene Ontology annotation, biological process: DNA damage response. The record is from RefSeq and is a predicted model, not a curated record. Gene Ontology annotation, molecular function: single-stranded DNA binding.